AUGUUCCGACAAGUAGCUGUGGCAGAACAAGACUGGGAUCUCCAACGGAUUUUCUGGCGAAAUAAUCCUAGUGAAGCUUUGCGGACCUAUCGAUUGGUCACCGUAACUUAUGGUACAAAACCAGCCUCGUUCAUGACAACGCAGUGCUUGGUAACGUUGGCACAACAAGCGUACGAACAUUUUCCCAGAGCUGCGGACGCGAUAACGAAGGAUUUUUAUAUGGAUGAUCUUAUGACGGGAGGUGAAACCGAAGCUGAAUGUAUUCAAUUGCACCAAGAGAUAACGUCAAUUCUAGCCUCAGCAAAAUUACCUCUAAGAAAGUGGUGUUCGAAUUCCUCUUACGUCUUGGGACAUAUUGGUAAAAAUGUCAGGGACCCCUUAUUCACCUUGGAAUUAGGAGAUGAAGAAAUGGUCAAGUCUCUCGGCUUAUGUUGGAACCCAGUACUUGAUGAGUUCAGGUUCAAUGUCAUACCAACUCCAGCACGAUCAAAAUUGACCAAAAGAACACUGCUAUCCGAUUUGAACAAGGUAUGGGCUUUGAAAAUUGAUUGGGAUAGUCCCUUGUCUUCAGACAUUCAUGAUCGGUGGAUGUCAUUCCAUAAGGAUUUAGAGAAACUGCAAAAUAUAUCCAUCCCAAGAAAGGUUCUACCAAAACCAAAUGAAUUCCAAAUACACGGAUUCUGUGAUGCGUCGCAAGAAGCCUAUGGGGCUUGCAUAUAUGUACGAUCGCACUGUUCUGAAAAUACGUGGCAGGUUCGACUGCUGUGUGCUAGGAGUCGUGUAGCGCCAAUAAAGGGUUCAACAAUUCCUCGUCUUGAACUGAAUGGUGCCUUGGUAUUAGCACAAUUACUCCAAAAGCUAACGGAUGCUUGGGAAAUUGAUCGUCAUAAGUGUCAUUUGUGGACAGAUUCCACUGUAGUUCUUAGUUGGUUAAAUGCACAAUCCAAUCGAUUAAAGGUGUACGUCAGCAAUCGCGUUAAUCAGAUCUUAGAGCUUACAAAUGCAUCGCAAUGGAAUUAUGUAAGAACAGAUAAGAACCCUGCUGAUAUGAUAUCUCGAGGUACUAAUGUAACGGAGAUAAGUGCUUCUAAACUUUGGUGGAAUGGACCUGAUUGGUUAGGCAUAUCAGACGAGUUGUGGGAAAAGGUCCCAAGAAAUAUAUUGAAGGAAGAAGAAAUACCUGAGCAACGCACAAUACAAUUUGCAUUAGUUGGAGUUCAAUCUAAUCAAGAGUUGGUCCAACAUUACUCCUCCUGGUCACGACUGAAGAGAGCAACAGCUUGGUUAAAAAGAUUUGUAGAAUAUUUGAGAACAAGAGGGGUACCAAGUGAAGUUUAUUUGUCUGUAAGAGAACUGCAAGCGGCCGAAGAAGGACUAAUCUUGGUUGGUGGACGUUUGAACAAUUCUGGGUUGUCAAUGUUACAAAGGCACCCGAUCGUGUUGCCCGCAAAUCAUAAGGUGACUCGGUUAAUAUUUGAACAAAUACAUUUAGAGCAAUUACAUUGUGGGCCUCAAGCUUUGCUUGCUGAGGUGAGACGAAGGUACUGGCCGUUAAGAAGUCGAGUGAUGGCUCGUUCCGUGGUAUCACGUUGCGUGAAAUGCACCCGAGCCAAACCAACAUUUAAUGCUCCCUUGAUGGCUCCAUUACCCAAGGAAAGGGUCCAAGUCGCACGACCGUUCGCUGUUACUGGGGUCGAUUUUGCUGGACCAAUCAUCAUAAGAAGCGGUAUAAGGCGAGUGAUAGGCGUGAAGGCCUGGAUAGCCGUUUUCGUAUGUUUUACCACAAGAGCAGUUCAUUUGGAGAUGGUGGAAGAUCUAUCGAGCCAAGCCUUCCUGGCAUCGUUGCGUCGAUUCACGGCGCGUAGAGGCUUAUGUUCAACAAUAUUUAGCGAUAACGGUACAAAUUUCGUUGGAGCAAGAAGAGAGCUGUACAUGCAUGUAAAGGCUGCUCAUCCACAGAUAGCCCAGAGAGGUAUUGAAUGGAGAUUAAACCCACCAUCAGCACCACAUUUCGGUGGCCUAUGGGAGAGUGCGGUUAAAAGUGCAAAACACCAUUUAACCCGUAUGAUGAGUGAUGCCAAGCUAACUAUUGGUGAAUUAUCAACACUAUUGUGCCAGAUAGAAGCUUGCCUUAACUCACGACCGCUGACCCCAAUGAGCAGCGACCCAUCUGACUUAGAGGUACUAACCCCAGCUCAUUUCCUUGUAGGCAGUCCUAUCUCGUUACCUUCUGAGGUCGACCUGAGACAGGAACCAUUGAAUAGUCUUAAAAGAUGGAAGUAUGUACAGGCGUUAAUGCAACAUUUUUGGCGAAGAUGGUCUAGCGAAUAUUUACCUCAGUUACAAAUUAGAGGAAAAUGGAGUAGUAAUAAAACUCCAUUAAAAAUUGGUGAUAUUGCUAUUAUAAGGGAUGAAAACACACCACCCACAAAAUGGAAACUGGGAAGAGUAGUUAACGUGCAUCCUGGUAAUGACGGGAUCAUAAGAGUAGUAACAAUGCGCCUCGGAUCCGGGGCAGAAUUGAAGCGUCCGACAGUCAAACUAUGCCGACUACCAACAGACAAGGACAUAAAUAUAGAUGCAGACGAAGAGGUAGUUGAAAAAUAA
This is a messenger RNA of Metopolophium dirhodum (rose-grain aphid), 2607 nucleotides long. RefSeq lists its product as uncharacterized. Bases 1 to 2607 code for a protein of 868 amino acids. The record is from RefSeq and is a predicted model, not a curated record. Gene Ontology annotation, molecular function: nucleic acid binding. NCBI's taxonomy places the organism in Eukaryota, Metazoa, Arthropoda, Insecta, Hemiptera, Aphididae. Gene Ontology annotation, biological process: DNA integration. The transcript is spliced from 3 exons.